This is a messenger RNA of Pestalotiopsis fici W106-1, 1245 nucleotides long. RefSeq lists its product as uncharacterized. The transcript has 2 exons. The record is from RefSeq and is a predicted model, not a curated record. The coding region runs from base 1 to 1245 and encodes 414 amino acids. Gene Ontology annotation, molecular function: metal ion binding; alcohol dehydrogenase (NAD+) activity. Lineage: Eukaryota; Fungi; Ascomycota; Sordariomycetes; Amphisphaeriales; Sporocadaceae. Gene Ontology annotation, cellular component: mitochondrion.
AUGGCGGCACCAAACGAAAAGUACUUUUCGUCUUCUGGAAAGGGCAACAAACCUUACAUCUCUCACGGGUUACCAUUCCAUGAAGCUUGUAAGCAUCACGCCGAGAACACCUUUGGUGCUUUGCGGGUAUAUGUGGUGGUCUCCAGUUCCAUUAGCAAAACGCAGGCGUUUUCAGAUCUGCAGAAAACACUAGGCUCGCGUCUUACUGGCGUUCGGCAUGGCAUGGCACCACACACGCCGUGGAAGGACGUUUUCGAGGUAACUCGAGACAUUGUAGACAAAAAGUCUGAUCUGGUCAUUACAUUAGGCGGUGGCUCUUUGACAGAUGGUGUAAAGCUUGCACGUUUGUUUGCCGCCAACGGAAUCACCCACUUUGAAGACAUCCAAAGAAUACGUGAAAAGUGCAAGAUAUGGGCUCCACACCCUUCUGAGGAUGAGGUCAAGCCGGCCACGAUCCCCUGUAUCAACGUCCCAACGACUCUCUCGGGUGGCGAGUACACAAAAAUUGGUGGCGCAACAGACACGGAAGGCGACGGGCACAAGACUAUCCUCCAGCACGAGUCCAUGCUCGCCGAUAUCGUGAUCCUUGACCCGGCGCUGACUGUAUCGACCCCGGAGCGAUUCUGGCUGUCGACUGGCGUCCGCGGUGUGGACCACUGCUGCGAAGGUCUGUACGAGAACUUGCCAGAUGCAUCGCCCGAGACGAGUGCGGACCUGAUGGCGGCGCUCGAAAAGUUGCUCGUCAACUUGCUUCGUACCAAGGCCAGCUGGGAGGAUCCCGAGGCCCGCCUCCAAGAAAUGCUCGUGGUCAGGGAGUGCCCGCGCGCCAUCAACAAUGGUCUCGGUGCCAGCCACGGCAUCGGGCAUCAGCUGGGACCUCUGGGCGUGGGCCACGGUGAGACGAGCUGUGUCAUGCUGUCGCAUGUGCUCAAGUACAACUGGCAGCACGGCGAUGCCCAUGUCCGGCGCAAUCUCCAGCGAAUCAUUGACGUGUUCUGGAAGGAUCCCUCGAUCGUGGAUGUGCUCGAGGCACGGGGGCUCAAGAAGGAGAGCGCGGACCCCGGGGAUCUGGUCGGGGCCUUUGUGUCUGCGCUUGGCCUGCCGACCACGCUGGGGCACUUUGGUAUUGGUGAGGACAAAUUUGAUAGCCUGGCCGAGGUCGCGCUGCAUGAUUGGUGUACGGAAGAGAAUCCGAUCAAGUUGGACAAGGAACAAGUCUUGAGCAUUUUGAGGCUGGCGGCUUGA